Messenger RNA from Triticum aestivum (bread wheat), 730 nucleotides. RefSeq names its product flowering-promoting factor 1-like protein 4. Bases 91 to 414 code for a protein of 107 amino acids. The record is from RefSeq and is a predicted model, not a curated record. NCBI's taxonomy places the organism in Eukaryota, Viridiplantae, Streptophyta, Magnoliopsida, Poales, Poaceae. The transcript has a single exon. Gene Ontology annotation, biological process: regulation of flower development.
AUUGCCGAUCGAUACAUCUAGCUAGCUAUCAGCAAGAAGCCAAGCUAGCUAUAGUCAAGUGAAGUCGGAAUAGCUAGGUAGCUAGCAAGCAUGAGUGGCGUGUGGGUGUUUGAGGGCGGGAUGGUGAGGCGGGCGGACAGCGAGGCGCCGGGCGCGGGCGGGGCGGCGCGGCCGGGCAAGGUGCUGGUGCAUGUGCCGAGCGGCGAGGUGGUGACCUCGUACGAGGGUCUGGAGCGGCGGCUGCGGGAGCUGGGGUGGGAGCGCUACCUCAACGACCCCUGCCUCCUCCAGUUCCACCAGCGCUCCACCGUGCACCUCAUCUCCGUCCCGCGCGACUUCACCCGCCUCAAGCUCGUCCACAUGCACGACGUCGUCGUCAAGACCCGCAACGUCUUCCAGGUCCGCGACGCCUGAGCUAGCCAACCAUAGCUUGCAUCCCUGCCUUGUGUAAUCUAAGCUUGCAUGCCUGCCUUGUGUACUCUACUUCGAGGUCGUCGUCUUCCAAGCGGCCGGAUGUAUUGUCUGUGUGUGUGUGAUCGAAUUGUGAGGGAGUAUAUCUAAUAGCGCGGUAACUACGUGCGCGUGCGUGUGGCUUGCCAGCCAGUCUGCAUGUGUGUAGCUCAAUAAGAGGUAGCGCUGCCGUGAACAGGGAACUCCUGCCUACCGGUUUGGGAUUUUGGGUUGUCUGUAUUGUUUCUUCCCAUAAGUUAUCAAAAAAUCGGUUUUGCUA